CCAUGCUUAGGCUUGAAGAAGCAAACACAGAGCCUCUUCUUCUUCUCUCUUUUCCAAGCUGCUAAAAAUCACGAUGGCAGGACCUUCACUCGAGAGCAGCACCACCAUAAAAUUCUUAUACAGUUACGGCGGCAAGAUCCUCCCUCGUUAUCCCGACGGAAAGCUUCGGUAUCACGGUGGUCAAACUCGUGUACUCGCCGUUGACCGCUCCCUCUCUUUCACCGAAUUACUGGCGAAAUUUGGCGAAUUGUGUGGGAGCUCUGUGAGUUUACGGUGUCAAUUGCCGACGGAGGAUUUAGAUGCGCUUGUAUCCAUCACCUCCGAUGAAGAUCUCGUUAAUCUCAUUGAAGAAUACGAUCGGCAACAAUCAAAAUCUCUCAAAAUCAGAGCUUUUCUCUCACUUCCACGGAGGCUAUCUCCGACUCCUUCCACCGCCUCCUCCGCUGUUGGAUCGUCUUCCUCAACCAGUACUGCCACGCAUGAGGCAGGAUCACCGAAAUCUCCUCUUUCCUCCACCUCUUACUCCGUCGCGAGAUUUCCAGUCACCGCCGCAAAUCGCUGCGUCUAUCCUCUUUCAAAACCACAGGUUAAGCUUCCAUUCCGCUACAACAACUCUGCCGGAAAGCUACCGUAUCAGGCGUACGGAAGUUCUAGCCGAUAUUACCUGGUUCACAAUGGCAACCAUUGGCAAUAACAGCUCUAGUUCUGGCAAUCUGGCAUGGAAGAAUAUCAAAUCAAACGAGUAAACAACCGAUAAUAUAAUUUAAAUUAAAUUCAUCGAAAAUAAACAAAUCGAGAGAAGUGAUAUGCAAUGUAUGAUUGGAUUGGAUUGGACUUUGAAUCAUAUAAGAUUUAAAUCGGUGUUUUUACAAA
Messenger RNA from Lactuca sativa (garden lettuce), 873 nucleotides. RefSeq lists its product as uncharacterized. The record is from RefSeq and is a predicted model, not a curated record. Lineage: Eukaryota; Viridiplantae; Streptophyta; Magnoliopsida; Asterales; Asteraceae. Gene Ontology annotation, molecular function: protein binding.